CUUGUACGCGACAGCUUGGAAUUGUCGACAGUUACAGAUGGGUCGGAAUGACCCGCACUGACUCGCUAUAAUUUCCCGCAAUAUGCAAUGUGCUGGGCACCACAACACCACCACCGACAGCAGAGAUCUCCUUGACUUUUACAGGUUGAUGAUUCCGUGCAGUCACAGCCCUGUGUGCUUGCCAACACAAUAUCUUUAUCAUUGCAACAGCUGGAUUUGCUCUCACAUGUUCAGAGAAGCAUAUGUAUAAGCAGGUCCAGUUGAAAGUAGUGUCAUUUUUUAGCAUUCAUCUCAUGACAGCAUUGCUGGUAGAGAUGGCAAAAGCCAUGGUCCUCCAAGGCCUGCUUCCAGCUCUCUUUCUUCUGGCGUUCUCAACACUGAGCUCAGCAGUGCCAGUUAGAACGGCAAGACAGGUGCCAAGUAACCUUGGAAUCGAGGACACCAACCUGGGCGACUUGCUCAACGCGGCCUCGUCAACCACAGAUGAAGCAAGCCUGGUUAAUACCUUGGUUGAUAGCCUUGCCGGGAACCAAAACCCCGUUUCAGCCGUAGAUGAUAUAUCCAAGUUGAUUCAGAUGUCAGCCACAACUCCGGUUGCGGCAAGCUUGUUAAAGGCGCUAACCGUUGAUACGAUUCCUGAAGAAGAACUUCCGAAAGCAAACACCGGCCAGUAUACUUUGAAUUUAAACAACAUUCCGGAUGCUGGCGAGGGCGAGACACAGGCCGAAGAGACUGAAGCCCAAGAACAAAGCAAAUUGGCGGCGAAAGUAAAAGCGGCACAAGCAAUCAUACAGGCCGUGGAAAUCCUUGGGAAGAACAAGGUUGCUGGAGAAGAGCCUUCGGUUGGGAGGACGAAUGGGUUUUCUUUCGAUUUAUCGAAAACGAAGAAUACGGUUUUGGGAGAGAAAAAGAUGGAUGGCCAAGAGCUAGGUACAUUUGCACUUCCGGUCGGGUCAGAUUUGGUUUCCUACAACCAACUCCCCAAGUUAUCAACUAUAAAGACCACUGCGACAAAUAUCUACAGUCACCCGGUUUCGGGAGAGACAAAGUUGGAUGGCCCAGACCUAGAAGCAUUACCAGACGUGUCAGAUUUGGUUUCCAUUCAAGAUAUCCCCAAGUUGGUAACUACAGAGACCAUUGGGACAAAUGCCUACCAGAAUGACGUUGCCGUCGGGACAGAUGAUGAAGCCCAGACACCAAAUAAAAUUCAGUUGAUGGGUUCGCCAGCGCAGAUAAAGAUAACGCCAUCAGAAUUGGAACAUCUUCGUCGUUCUGCUAGUCCGUUGCAUGGUGUGCUACGUUUGCUUCAACAGCGCCUCAAUGACCAGCAAAGCAAGCAACAACAACAGAUACAGCAACGACGCCAUGCUAGUCGAGCCAGGCUGCAACACCUGUUCCAGCAACGACGGUCUGCAGUUCAAGCUAAGUUGAAGCAAAAGCAGCAGCAGCGUCGACAUGCCGCAUUGAAACUAUUGGCUGCUGCUGCCUUGCUUCACAGUAGAGCUCGCUCAAACGAAUAAUGAUAAUACACUAGACAGGCUCUGGCAGACCACUGUUGCACUGUACUCCACUGGAACGUAUAAGCACUAUCUAAAGUCAACUUUCCUAGAUUUCACCAUGUAUGUUUUCUGCUAGCAGAAGUCACUGUUCCUGUCUAACUCUUCCCCCUCUCUAUCUCUAUCUAUCUAUCUAUCUCUCUUUCUCCCUCUCUCUCUCUCUCUCUCUCUCUCUCUCUCUCUCUCUCUCUCUCUCUCUCUCUCUCUCUCUCUCUCUCUCUCUCUCUCUCUCUCUCUCUCUCUCUCUCUCUCUCUCUCUCUCUCUCUCUCUCUCUCUCUCUCUCUGCCUCUCUAUUUCUCUCGUUCUCUCUCUCUCUCGUAAUUAAGUGCUUAGCGAUAAUGUUCUGAGUAAACAUGUGCUGUGUAAAACUUUCUUUCUUUCCCUUACUUCCUUUAUCACUCUCAAUUAAGCGCUUAGCUGUACUGUUCUGAGGACAGACAGUUAGUUCAUGGAUAUGCUGCGCAAUCAUCAGGUGCCUAAUGUCAUAGUAUUAGUAGCAUUGGCUGACACUCAUUGUACGAAUCGCAAGAACAGAGACCAAACAUUAACAGUUACAUGCUUGCAAUUUCUGCUGCACUUACUCGCUCAGGCUACUGCACUUACUCUUUUUCCUACUGCCGUCAGGUCGAUCUCUAUAACCCCUCAGUGCCUGCCACACUGUUACAGUCCCGUACUGAUUUCCCGCAGCUGUGCCAGAUUGUUAUAGGUCUUUGUGGUCCACUUCACAACAAUAACACACACAGAA
This is a messenger RNA of Sycon ciliatum, 2302 nucleotides long. RefSeq lists its product as uncharacterized. Lineage: Eukaryota; Metazoa; Porifera; Calcarea; Leucosolenida; Sycettidae. Bases 243 to 1520 code for a protein of 425 amino acids. The transcript is spliced from 12 exons. The record is from RefSeq and is a predicted model, not a curated record.